Chenopodium quinoa (quinoa) is the source of this 822-nucleotide messenger RNA. RefSeq lists its product as uncharacterized. The record is from RefSeq and is a predicted model, not a curated record. The transcript is spliced from 2 exons. NCBI's taxonomy places the organism in Eukaryota, Viridiplantae, Streptophyta, Magnoliopsida, Caryophyllales, Amaranthaceae. The coding region runs from base 1 to 822 and encodes 273 amino acids.
AUGGAGGUGGCAUCCACUGAGGAGUUAAAUGUAAGAGAUCGUUCAAUAGUCAAGUUGGGUCAACUUGAAGCUGGAGGCCAAGGUGAAUUGGCAGAGAGGGAAGCAGUGGUCAAGUCUUCUCAAUGGUUCAAGGAGGCCAGGAAGAUAGUGAUCAGUUCGUUAGAUUGGGAAGAGGAUGAGGGAUUGGAAAAUGCAGUUCAAUUCUCACCGGAAAAAAUUAGGGAUCUUCAUAAGCCUUGGGAGCUAACUCUAAUUGGAAAAUGUCUUGGUAUCAAAGUGAGAACCGAGUUCAUUGCGCAAAGAGUUCAGAGAAUGUGGAACCCAAAGGAGGACUUGGAAACCAUAGAAAUUGAAAAAGGAGCAUAUCUUUUCAGAUUUAGCUUACAAGAUGAUCUUGAGAAAGCUCUUUUUGGUGGUCCUUGGUUCGUGUUGGAUCACUGCUUAAUGUUAGCUAAAUGGAGGCCAACUUUCAGACCUUCUACAAAAAGCUUCAUCAAUAUGGCGGUCAGGAAUAGGUUUUCGAAACUCCCAGUGGAGUAUUAUGAGAAGGAAGCGUUGUAUAAGAUAGCAGAAGUAGUGGGAAAGCCAGUUCGCGUUGACUACUCAACUGAUAAUAUUAGCAAGUGUAGGUAUGCUCGGGUUUGCAUUGAGAUCGAACUAAACAACCCUCUUAUCACCAAGGCCUGGGUGGGGAAAGCAUGGCAGAGGGUUGAGUAUGAAAAAAAUUCAUAUGCUCUGUUUUACCUGUGGUCGAGUAGGACAUGUCAAGGAACUCUGUACCGAAAGGAAGGAUACGGGAGAAUCAGGUAUAGAAAGCAGUAA